This is a messenger RNA of Trichosporon asahii var. asahii CBS 2479, 837 nucleotides long. RefSeq lists its product as uncharacterized. The record is from RefSeq and is a predicted model, not a curated record. The transcript has a single exon. Lineage: Eukaryota; Fungi; Basidiomycota; Tremellomycetes; Trichosporonales; Trichosporonaceae. Bases 1 to 837 code for a protein of 278 amino acids.
AUGAGAACCAUCGACCACAGUUUCUACCCUCACAUUGUCGACCUCGUGUUCCACUUUGCGCCCUUUGAGUCGUACAACGUACUUCGCUGGGUGUGUCGCGGGUGGCGACAGCGAGUGGAAGCCAAGUUUCACCAUCUGCGCGACUUCUCCGUUAUCCACCACUCCGUUCAUCGCCUCUACCGCUUCCGGCUUGGCCAGCAAGAGUCUAUCACGACAACAACCCUUGGAGCGUGCACUAGUGCCAAGGUCGUCGACCUCGACGACAGCCCCGCUCCCCUCGGCUGCAUCGAGCGCUACAACUUCAACACCAUCCGCGUACCCUACCGCAAUCGGCUUCCUCCGGGAAGCGAAUCUUCCUUCGCUCCGUUCGAGUGCCGCCGGCUCGUGUUGGACAACCACUUCUCCCUCAAGACCAGCUGCUUCAUCGACAAGCUGGUGAUCAACCUUAGGGACACAUACGACAGUCCAUUCAUCUUGCAUAAGCUUAGUCAACACUGCUGGUACCGCUUCUUUGGGAUCCGUCACUUGGUCGUCAUUGUCCAUCCGAUCAACACGCCAGUCAAGGGCAGGCUCCACAGCGACGACCGGAAACAGAUUGUGUACGCUACAGCCCGAGCCCUCAAGUUUGCCUGCGAGUGCUACUUUGACCUUUGGUCGAAACCCCACCGCUCACGCCCGGUGAAGCCGGAAAUGACUCUUGUUUCCGAUGGGGAUAGCGCGCGAUUGGAAAUCGUAAUUCCACAGCUUCGGCACAUCAGUCUCGAGGAGUACCGGACUGAGAUUGGAGAGAAGGAGUUAACGAUCGAGACCGACUUCAACACUGCGCUGUCACCGUGA